Trypanosoma conorhini is the source of this 906-nucleotide messenger RNA. Its product is annotated as leucine richcontaining 57. The transcript has a single exon. NCBI's taxonomy places the organism in Eukaryota, Euglenozoa, Kinetoplastea, Trypanosomatida, Trypanosomatidae. Bases 1 to 906 code for a protein of 301 amino acids. The record is from RefSeq and is a predicted model, not a curated record. Gene Ontology annotation, molecular function: protein binding.
AUGGGCGUGGAUAUAUCCAGGGAACGUAUCAAUGGCGCCGCUGCAACUGGCGUGUUGGUGGCGAGCCGGUGCAAACUCCACUCCUGGAGGACGAUCGUAAAGGUGCUGGCGAAGCUGCCUAACCUGCGCGGUGUGGCGCUUGACCGGAACCGGCUCUCAAAGCCGCUGCUGUCCGGCGUUAUGCGUCUAGGAAUGUGGUCCACGCUGCGAACACUUGACCUUUCUUCCAACGACCUUACCUGUGCCUGUGUCCUUGGUGUUCUUGGCGGUUGCGAGUUGUCGAAGAAACAUAAAAGGCAUACUGACUGUUCUCGGGUUGUGUAUCCGCUCGAGUCCCUCAACCUUUCAAACAACCGCCUGCACCAGCUACCGCUGCUUCUACUGGAGUUGUUUCCCAAACUUCGGCGGCUUUUUUGCCGUGGAAAUAAGGCCCCACUGGAAAUAGAGGGUGGGUUUGCGGCUCGCGUUGGGUCUGGUGCGGCUCUGACGACGAUCGACCUUGGCUGCAGCCAGUUGCGUAAAUUUUACCUCCUCGAUGGCGCUGCCGCAAACGCCGCUCCGGCGGAGCCUCUCUUCCCCUCGCUUAGUGAACUGUUAUUGGACGGGAACUGCCUUGGAGGCACUUUCACGCUGAUCUCUAGCCGGUGGAAAGGGCCUAAGACGGGGCAUUUUCCUCUUCUUAAGACGAUAAAUCUUGCAUCACAGAAGGAGCUUUUGGAGCGCGUGGAUCCUUCCGUCUAUGUUGUGGCCCCGUCACUUCACAUGGUCAUCCUCGCAGGAAACGCGAGGCAGGACGCAAUGAUGGAGGAUCUCCGUCACUCAGAGGAGUACCAGCCGUGGACUAAGUGGCGCCGGUGUGGUGUGGAUAAACAACUGCGUUUUACAGGGACUGCUGCUUUGAUGUGA